CCUUUAUAGUAUUUGAUAUCAAAACUCUGAAACAAUGGCAUGUCCAUGGUGGGAUGAUGAUGAUGAUGAUUACAAGCAUGUGGGAGGGUCACGCCAUGAGGAUCACAAGGAUAAGAGCCAUGAGGUGCACAAGGGUAAGAACCAUGAGGAAAACAAAGGAGAGAAGAAGGAAGGGAACUAUAAUGAGAAGAUGAAAGAGCAAGAGAAAAGCCAUGAAAAUGGUAGUGGAUUUGAAAAAGGGUAUGAAAAAGGCUAUGAGGAUGGCUAUGACAGUGGUUAUGAACAUGGGUUUGAGCAUGGUUGUGGAUACAGCCAAAGUAGUAAACGUGGUCAAGGUUACAAUGAUCAAGACAGCAACAAGGAGGGUCAAUCUGACGAUAGUGAUGAUAUAUCUGAGUAUAACGGUGGUUAUGAGCUUGGUCAUAACCACAACAGUGACAAUGAAUACGGCUAUGAUGAUGAUGAUGAUGGCUGUGGAUACGGCUUUGAAUGUGAUCAUGGUGGCUGGAGUGACGAUGAUUAA
Messenger RNA from Abrus precatorius (Indian licorice), 523 nucleotides. Its product is annotated as sarcoplasmic reticulum histidine-rich calcium-binding protein-like. The record is from RefSeq and is a predicted model, not a curated record. The coding region runs from base 35 to 523 and encodes 162 amino acids. NCBI's taxonomy places the organism in Eukaryota, Viridiplantae, Streptophyta, Magnoliopsida, Fabales, Fabaceae. The transcript has a single exon.